Messenger RNA from Nelumbo nucifera (sacred lotus), 2453 nucleotides. RefSeq lists its product as uncharacterized. Lineage: Eukaryota; Viridiplantae; Streptophyta; Magnoliopsida; Proteales; Nelumbonaceae. The record is from RefSeq and is a predicted model, not a curated record.
CUGUUCCUUUCCUGACUUGCAUGAUUCCAUCAAAACUAGUUAGACAAUUUCUUUUUCCUUUCAGAUUAAUGCUGUGAUGGGUGUUUCAUGUUUUCUGCUACUUUGCAGCUUUUCUGCAUGGUGAUGAGGGUCCAUAUGGACUGCAACGGUUGCUACAGGAAAGUAAGGAGAGCCCUUCUCGAUAUGCAAGAGCUGGAGACACAUCUGAUAGAGAAGAAGCAGUGCAAGGUAAGCGUGCUUGGAAGAUUCAAUCCACAAGACGUGGCAAUAAGGUUAAGGAAGAUGACGAACCGCAGAGUCGAAAUCCUGGAAAUCCAAGAGUUGGGCAACAGCAAUGAAGAUACCAAUCAGAAGCCCGUAGUUACCACAGGAUAGUUGCAGAUGAGCUGAUCCAUCUUCUCUUGGGAGUUUGUGUUUAGGAACGUUUAUUGAUAUAAAAAGAGAUUUGGAAUUCGUUAUCCAAUUGUAAUGGCGCUUUGACAAAUUCAAUGGAAUUGCAUAUAUAUCAUACAAUAACCUGUAUUCCGUGCUGAGAGAGCCGGAGGGGAGUGAGGGGAAUUACGAGGGUUUGCCCUCUUCGUGUAUGAAUUGUAAACGUUGAUUUUAGCAUAUAUAGAUGUAGAAGAAUAAGCUCGAAUUUUUCAAACAUUAUGUGUUACCAUGACCAGAAGUUAUGGAUAAAAGGUGUUGUGAAGAAGGGCCACUGCUCUCAUUUUUUAUUCAGUCCCUUUAAAUAGUGGAGUAACUGACUCAGGACCUGCUGGGAUCGAUCAACUCACUAAUCAGAUGAGUCUGCAACGCUGCAUACCUUUCAGUGUACUCUUGUUCAUAUCUGGCCAUUUUCAGAUGAGUCUGCAACUCUGCAUGCCUUUCAUUGGUCCAUUUGGUUCGUGGGAAUAGGGGUUUGGAAUCGGAAUAAGAAUUGCCCAUGCCUUUUGGUUGGACAGAAUCAGAACCCGAUUCCCUUUCCUAGUGGAAUGCCAUUCCCCCCACUUGAGGGAAUGGCCAUUCUGAUUCCCCCUAGGAAUGAGAAUCCCAUUCUAGCAGAAGACAAGUGACUCCCCCAAAGUCUAUUCCUCUUUAACUUGAUGCCAAGCCUCCCUCCCUCCAUCUCUGUUGGUGCUUCCCCUCUUCCAACGGCUGAACCUUGCAAACUCCGGGGAGCUCUCCAGCAACUAAUCUAAGCCCAUUUCUGGCGAGGUAACAGCCUUCUCUUCUAUUUGACGAGGUUUUGUUGUCAUUUUUUUCUUUUAAAGUUUAUGAACUGUUACUUUUGGUUGAUGGGAUGUCUACCAAUGUUGAGAAUACCCAAUCUAAGCGUGGUAGAGGAAAGAACAAGCGUAAGUGGCUUGAUGACGAGGAUAAGGCAUUGAUCGAAAGCUUGCAGGAAUUAUGUACCAAUCCUCAAUGGAAAUGCGAUGGCAACUUUAAAAGUGGUUAUAUGUUGAAGUUACAGGAUAUGAUUCGUUCAAAGAUUUCAAAUUGUAGUCUACAGGCGAGUCCCCACAUUGAGUCUAGGGUUAAGUGGCUUAAGCAAAAAUACUUUGCUAUUGUUCAGAUGUUAAAAGAAAAUGGAUGUAAAUGGGAUGAUACGAAGAAGAUGAUUCGAUGUGAGAAGGAGUGGUAUGACCGUUGGUGCAAGGCUCACAAGGAUGCAAAUGGUCUAUAUGGCAUGAAAUUCAAAUGGUUUUGGGAGCUUGGUAAGAUUUAUGACAAAGAUAGGGAAAUGGGUCAAUUAGUUGAAACUUUUGAAGAUGAUGUGCAAUACAUAGAAAUGGAGGAGGCAGAAAACGAUGUUGCACAUUUUAGUAGUGAUGAGGAUAAUUUAGGUGAGGAGGGCCAAUUAGUGACACUAGUCAGCAAAUCAACCACUGCAAGCACAAGUACUAAAAAGAAGAAGAAAGAGCAACAAACACUCAAAGGAAAUGAAGCAAAGAAGCAAAGAGCAAUGCAACCAAUUAAUUUGGAGGCACAGUUUUUGACUGCCAUAGGUAAAUUUGAGUCACUUAUGCAAGAUAUUGGCAUCCAACUUAGGACUCUGGCUACUAUGAUGGCUCAUGAGGAUGAACGAAAGCAACAACUGAUUGAUAGGAGCAACAACAUUGUGGAGGAGCUAAUGAAAAUUGAAGGCUUAACUAGUAAGGAUGUGUUUAGAAUAGCUAACAUUCUAUCCACUGAGCCACCAAAGCUUAAUGUGUUUUCUCAGCUUCCACUUGCAAUGAGGAGGGAAUAUGUGCUUGAUCUUCUUUAUCCUAGUUUUGAUGGAUCUACUUCGGCCCAAUAGGUGUUAUGUGUUGUGCUUAUUUCUUAUAAUAUGUGGUUUAUUUGGCUUAGAUAGUUUGUUGGUGUUAUCUUACUAUGCCCCUAUACUUUUAUGUUAUCUUAUGUUGGACUUAGUUUAGAUAGUUUAUGGCAUUAUGUUAUCUUAUUAUGAUUAUUUGUUUUUUUUUUGU